UCCUCUUCCACAAAGAUAACUGGAUUUUUGCUGCUGCGCGCCUCCAACUAACUCCAUCCUGCGGUCCUGUUUUCUGUUUAGUUCUGUUUGUUCUCCAAUCGGGAAAUACAUUUGGAGGACGGCAUUUUUCAGAGUUUAGAGACUGAGGACCGCCUCAACUGACAAACAGUUUCAUGUGCUGAGCUCAUCAGCCAGCAUGGCUCCAAAUGGCAAUUUUCCUCUCAGCUACUGAGGAUGCAGGGUGAAAAGCCCUGAGCAGGCCUUCAGUGACUCGCCAAAGUCUGCUGGCAUGGACAUGAAUAUUAAAGCUGCCAUUUCAACUCAAGUGAAACACUGCAAACACUAACUGGCACCAGAAAGGACUGUUCUAAAAUUACAUAUAUUAAACUGAGUGUGCCCAGUGGAUAUCUGAAUAUUGGUCUCGACUCCAACUAAGCCAUGGCAGAGAGGACCUUUGAACAAUGUUGGAUGGAACAAUGAGAGGCUUUACCAGUGGUUUGGACAGUAUAAAGUAAUGCUGAUUGUUCCGGGAAAUAAGUGCUUAACAAGCCCACUAAUAUGCAAAUCUAUGGUAGCAUUUAAUCUCUUGUCUUACAAUGCAUCAGUUCACACUAGACAGCCUGUUAUAUGCCAGUCUACACAGUCAACUUAGCAUAACAGUUGCUUAAUCUAAGGUUAGUUUGAAUUCAUUUAUAUCUUAUAAGUUCUACUAGCCAUUAACAGAUUUUCUAAUCACACAAUGAUUGUUAAAAAGCCACACAGUACCCAUAUCUUAUGGGUUGUGCUGCUCAUUUGUUGCUUUGUCGAAAUAGGUACCUGUCUAGAAUUUUCAGGAGCUGAGGGACAGUGGGCAAGGUUUCCAGUGUGGAAUGCAUGUUGCGAAAGUGAAAUGAGCUUCAACAUGAAAACGAAGAGUUCCCAUGGGCUGCUUGUUUACUUCGACGAUAAGGGAUUCUGCGACUUUUUAGAACUUCUGAUGGUCAGUGGUAAACUGAACCUUCGCUUCUCCAUCUUCUGUGCCGAGCCUGCAACUGUUGUGUCUGACACAACGGUCAACGACAGCCAGUGGCACUCAGUCACAAUAAGGAGAAACUUUAAGAACACAACCCUUAUGGUGGACAAUGAAAUAAAGUGGGUGGAGGUAAAAUCCAAAAGACGAGACAUGACUGUCUUCAGCCCUUUGUUUAUAGGGGGAAUACCGCCGGAGUUGAGGUCUGUGGCUUUCCACCUGACGUCAACUGCAGUCAAGGAUCAGUUGCCUUUCAUUGGAUGGAUAACAGAUAUAGAGGUCAACAAUACGGAGUCUGUACUGAUCAACAGUGAGGGGGUCUUAAUGGACAUCUGUGGAACUGCCAACAUGUGCUUGAAUGGAGGAAUCUGCAGUUUAAUUAACAACGCACCGACGUGUGACUGCUCUCACACAGGCUUCCAAGGAAAUGACUGCAGUGAAGAAGACCACCCUACAGAAGGUCUGGCACACCUGAUGAUGGGCGACCAAGGGCAAAGAGGGGAAGUUUGGCUUCUAAGGUCCCUGCUGAGCAUACAAGGAAAAGAAGAAUAUGUUGCAACCUUCAAAGGAUCUGAGUUCUUCUGCUACGACUUGUCCUUGAACCCAAUUCAAAGCAGCAGUGAUGAAAUCACAUUGUCAUUCAAAACCCUUCAGAGGAAUGGACUGAUGCUGCACACGGGCAAAUCAGCUGAUUACGUCAACUUGGCACUGAAAAAUGGGGCUGUCUCACUCGUCAUUAAUUUGGGGUCUGGAGCCUUUGAAGCUCUUGUGGAGCCAGUCAAUGGGAAAUUUAAUGACAAUGAUUGGCAUGAUGUCAAAGUAACAAGGAAUCUACGUCAGCACUCAGGCAUUGGACACGCUAUGGUAACAAUAUCCGUGGAUGGGAUUCUGACCACCACAGGAUAUACACAAGAAGACUACACAAUGCUAGGCUCUGAUGACUUUUUCUAUGUUGGUGGGAGCCCUAGCACAGCUGACCUGCCUGGAUCUCCAGUUAGCAACAACUUCAUGGGUUGCCUCAAGGAGGUUGUUUACAAAAACAACGAUGUGAGACUUGAGUUGUCUAGGCUGGCCAAGCAGGAUGAUCCCAAGAUGAAGGUCCAUGGUACUGUGGCCUUUAAGUGUGAAAAUGUUGCCACUCUGGACCCUAUUACAUUCGAGACACCCGAUUCUUUCAUCAUUCUCAACAAGUGGAAUGCUAAAAAGACGGGCUCCAUCUCCUUUGACUUCCGUACCACAGAGCCCAACGGGCUCCUCCUUUUCAGCCAUGGAAAGCCUAAGCAGCAACCCAAGGAUUCCAGGAGCCCCCAAACUUUCAAGGUGGACUUCUUUGCUAUUGAAAUGCUGGAUGGGCAUCUGUACUUGUUGUUAGAUAUGGGAUCAGGAACCACCAAGACCAGAGCAGUCAAUAAGAAAGUGAAUGACGGCGAGUGGUACCAUGUGGACUUUCAACGAGAUGGAAGAUCAGGUACCAUCUCGAUCAAUACCCAACGCACUGCCUACACGGCCCCGGGAGAAAGUGAGAUUUUAGACUUGGAUGACAAUCUUUACCUUGGGGGUCUGCCAGAGAACAAAAUGGGACUGGUGUUCCCCACAGAAGUGUGGACAGCCCUGCUCAACUACGGCUAUGUGGGCUGCAUCAGAGAUUUAUUUAUUGACGGACAGAGUAAGGAUAUCCGACGCCUGGCAGAGAUCCAGAAGGCUACUGGGGUCAAACCUUCAUGUUCUAAAGAGCCUCCCAAGCAGUGCUUGAGCAACCCCUGCCAGAACAACGGAGUCUGUCGAGAGGGUUGGAACCGCUACGUGUGUGACUGUUCUGGGACUGGAUACCUGGGACGCUCCUGUGAAAGAGAGGCGACCAUACUCAGCUACGAUGGCAGUAAAUUUAUGAAAGUCCAACUUCCAGUGGUGAUGCACACAGAGGCUGAGGAUGUGUCCCUUAGAUUCCGCUCCCAGCGAGCCUACGGCAUUCUGAUAGCCACCACAUCCCGGGACUCAGCUGACACCCUGCGUUUGGAGUUGGAGAGCGGCCGUGUCCGGCUGACGGUUAAUUUAGAUUGUAUCAGGAUUAACUGUACCUCCAGCAAAGGUCCAGAGACUAUUUUUGCGGGUCAGAAUGUGAACGAUAAUGAGUGGCACACUGUACGUGUGUUCAGAAGAGGCAAGAAUUUGAAACUGACCGUAGAUGAUCUUACACCUGUGGAAGGUCAAAUGGCAGGAGACCACACCCAGCUGGAGUUCCAUAACAUUGAGACUGGCAUUGUGACAGAAAAGCGCUUCAUGUCUAUGGUGCCUUCCAACUUCAUUGGCCACCUCCAGAGCCUCUCCUUCAAUGGCAUGGCCUACAUAGACCUUUGUAAAAAUGGUGACAUUGAUUACUGUGAACUCAAUGCCAUGAUUGGCUUCAAGAACAUCAUUGCUGAUCCCGUCACCUUCAAGUCACGCUCCAGCUAUGUGACUCUUACUACUCUGCAGGCCUACUAUUCCAUGCACCUUUUCUUUCAGUUUAAAACCACCUCCCCUGAUGGUCUCAUUCUGUAUAACAGCGGUGAUGGAAAUGACUUCAUUGUGGUGGAGCUGGUCAAAGGUUAUCUUCACUAUGUGUCCGACCUGGGGAAUGGAGCUCACUUGAUCAAAGGCAACUCAAAUAAACCUCUAAGUGACAACCAGUGGCACAAUGUCAUAAUCUCCAGGGACACCAACAAUCUCCACACAGUCAAGAUUGAUACCAAGAUUACUACACAGACAACCACUGGAGCCAGAAAUUUGGACCUAAAAGGUAACCUUUACGUUGGUGGAGUGGCUAAGGAAAUGUACAAAGAGCUUCCUAAACUGGUGCACGCCAAAGAAGGUUUUCAAGGCUGCCUGGCGUCAGUGGACCUGAAUGGGCGCCUGCCAGACUUGAUGUCAGAUGCUGUGGACUGUGUGGGACAGAUAGAGAGAGGAUGUGAAGUUGCAUUGAUGAAAGCUGACUUGCAAGGGCCCAGCACGACAUGCCAAGAAGACUCCUGUGCCAACCAGGGUGUGUGUCUUCAGCAGUGGGAGGGCUUCAGCUGUGACUGCAGCAUGACGACAUUCGGAGGGCCGCUGUGUAAUGAUGCGGGAACAACGUACAUAUUUGGGCGAGACGGUGGACUGAUCACAUACACGUGGCCCCCAAAUGACCGUCCCAGCACGAGGGCCGAUCGACUAGCCAUUGGCUUCAGCACGCACCUGAAGGAUGCUGUCCUGGUGAGGGUGGAUAGCUCCUCUGGACUUGGAGACUUUCUGAAGCUCCACAUUGAAAGAGGGAACAUUGCUGUUGUAUUUAAUGUUGGAACAGAUGACAUUAACAUUGAGGAGACAUCAAAGUUUGUAAAUGAUGGAAAGUACCAUAUAGUGAAGUUUACAAGGAGUGGGGGUAAUGCCACUCUGCAGGUGGAUGACCUGCCUGUCAUUGAACGCUACCCCACAGGCAACAUUGAUAACGAACGCCUGGCGAUUGCUAGACAGCGAAUCCCAUACCGUCUUGGUCGAGUAGUUGACGAAUGGCUACUCGACAAAGGGCGACAGCUUACAAUCUUCAACAGCCAAACCACUAUACAGAUUGGGGGCUGGGAACGAGAUCGGAGUCGAUCGUUUCAGGGCCAGCUUUCGGGCCUCUACUAUAAUGGCUUAAAGGUGUUCAACAUGGCCGCUGAGGGGGAUCCCAACAUAAAGAUCCAGGGAAGCGUGCGGCUUGUGGGGGAGUCACCCUCCUCUAUCACACCACAGUCGAGUACCACAGGUAACCGCUCAGAGACGUCCACGUCCAUCAUGGAGAUCACCACCACCACCGCGUCCAGCAGGAGAGUCAAGCAGACGACGCCGCGGGAGCCUCAACAGACAACUGAUGACUUUGUGGUGGCUUCAGCUGAAUGUCCAAGUGAUGAUGAGGACAUCGAUCCCUGUGAGCCGAGCUCAGGUGGGUUAGCGAGUCCCACAGGUUCUGGACCAAAGGAGGAUUAUUCAGGCACGCAAGAAGUCUUCAGGGAGUCCAGCAGCACGACGGGGAUGGUGGUUGGCAUCGUAGCCGCAGCUGCGCUGUGUAUACUCAUCCUACUUUACGCUAUGUACAAAUACCGCAACAGAGACGAAGGCUCAUAUCACGUAGACGAGAGUCGUAAUUACAUCAGCAAUUCGGCACAGUCCAAUGGCACCAUUGUCAAAGAGAAACCUGUCAACACCACAAAGACCUCCACCAAGAACAAGAAGAACAAGGACAAGGAGUACUACGUGUGAUUGUUGAAGCUUUGGUCUUUGCCAGGCCAGCUCCAAAAUCAGUCGAAAGACAAAAUCAGGACGACAACAUCUGUACAGUAUAAUAACAAAGUGAAGAUUAUUUAGCCAUUUUUCCUACAAGACAUUUAAGUAAAGUGAAAAAGGGCGGAAAAAAAACAAGAAAAACUUUACUUUGAAACAUCCAAGACAGAAAUAUGUACUGUCCAGAAUGAAACUGAUGGGAAAGUGGCUCCAACAAACUCUUCAAAAUGGACUAAAUACAUACCUAACAUGUCACGCAAACAACAUAAACCCUUCUGUGACUUCUUCCUUGGCCAGGAUAAUGCGAUCAACUCCCUUGUUUUUGGUAAACAGAGAAGUACAGAUGCUGUUUACAAUAGAGGUCCAACAUUACAAACCUGCCGUUUGGAUUUACAUUGCCUGUGUAUGUGUUGUUGAGAUAUUUUCUAGAGAAAAUGGCACAAUUAAUAAAUGCAUACAUACAUUCGCCAAACAUUUGCUGUGGAUCAAAGGACAAACUGAAAAAUCAUCAGUGGAUGACGGAGAAAUCAACCACAGAAGAAACCGUGAGAUCCUGAAAAGACUGACAUCUGGCCGGCUGAACUGCUGCAGUGCAAAGAUGGGAGUGGAUGGUCAUUUCUCAUGAAAAAAGUCUGAUUUGAACUCGUUUUUGAAAUGUGCCAGUAAAUAUGUGGAGGCCUUCGUUUUCACAUUGCGUGAUUUCAAAAGGAGGAAGUUUCCUCAGAAUCCUUGGGAUGUCUGAAAAAAGUGAUCAUUCAGGAGCCAUGCACGCAAAAUUAUCCUAUAACAGUACAUAUGUUUAUAUACAGUACAACCACAUCUAUAUGUGCUUUCUGGACUGUGACAAAGUGGUGUUUUAUAGCCUGUUGUAUAGAUGAUAAAACAACUAUAACUGCUCCUCAACCAUUUUUGAAUAAAAUGUAAAAAAAGACAAAAAGAAAACAUAAGUGUUAAUAAGUGUUGCUAGACAUAGAAGAUUUUAUGAGGACAUGCUUCUUUUUCAGUUGGAUACUAAUUUGAACCCCCCUGUUUUUACAUGUGUUCCUAUAUAGUUUUUAUACAAAUGCCAACCUGAGAUAAACAAUCCUGGACCAGUAGCAGCAUAUUAGAUCCCAAAAACUGCACAAAAUGUUGAAAGUGGGGAGGCGUGCCCUGACAACUUCUCCCUUAUCGAAUCACUGCCUUCCUCCUCAACCCUGACAUCCACGAGCGAGAAUGCGGACAAAAAUAUGAGUGAUGAUGAUGACGAUGAUGACAAGGACUGGGAUUAAAGAAAUUGUUGUGUGUGUUUUUCUUUCCAAGUGGUAUUAUAAGACUGUCAGAUGUGUGCUUGGGCUGAUGCAAAACCCUGAGGAGAAAAGCUCAAAUAAGUCUCCAUUUCAACUGUUCUGUGUUUGUUCUGUCAUUCUGUCCGUCAGUUCUGCUUUCCAGAGACCUGUAUUUGGAAUGAGUAUGAGCAAAAAUGACCAUGAACUAUAAAUGAUGACUAUAAAUUCUUUUUGUUUGUU
Molecule: messenger RNA, 6798 nt
Organism: Cololabis saira (Pacific saury)
Lineage: Eukaryota; Metazoa; Chordata; Actinopteri; Beloniformes; Belonidae
Product: neurexin-1a-like
Exons: 24
Coding region: 740-5269 (1509 amino acids)
Source: RefSeq, a predicted model, not a curated record